Molecule: messenger RNA, 1757 nt
Organism: Aplysia californica (California sea hare)
Lineage: Eukaryota; Metazoa; Mollusca; Gastropoda; Aplysiida; Aplysiidae
Product: demethylmenaquinone methyltransferase
Exons: 6
Coding region: 128-901 (257 amino acids)
Molecular function (GO): S-adenosylmethionine-dependent methyltransferase activity
Source: RefSeq, a predicted model, not a curated record
AUCGGGGAACCGCCACUGAGUGAGACAGCAUUUGGAUCCAGUCAGCAGCGGCCUUUAGACGUCCAGUUUAAAUAUUUCGACUUUUGGACUCUGGAAAGGACGCAGUAAGUGGUGUUCCUGAACAAAGAUGUUCUCUAAGAUUGUUCAACGCUGUGCCCUCCCUCUUCUACGUCAGAGAAAACUCCAAAAGACAGCAACAAUUACUGACGCCUCAAGAUGUCUCUCAAUGUCACACCCGAAACUUUCCGAGCCAAAACCAAGCAAAGAAGUCGCGCUUGCUGCGAUACAGGCACAUGUCAAAAAAGGAAUGGGCUCUGAAUCCACAGUCAAACUGUAUGACGACAUUGCGGGGAAUUAUGAAAGGUACUUGGACACCCUAGAGUACAGUGCGCCCACACAGUUAGCACGUAUUGUGACUCGUCUGGCUGGGGACAACCAAGAUAUCAAAAUCAUCGACGUCGGGGCGGGAUCGGGUCUCGGUGGCGUGGCGCUGGCAGGAGCUGGAUUCAAGAACAUCGACUGUCUAGACGCCUCCCAGGGUCUGCUGAAUAAAGCUAAAGAGAAAGGAGUUUACACCAACUUCUUUUGCCACUUUUUGGGGGAUCAGAGAUUGCCCAUUCCGGACAAAUCUUACGACAUGGUAACAAUCUGUGCCGCUAUGGGAGAAAAUCAUAUUCCGAAAUCCGGAUUCAAGGACAUUAUCCGAAUUGUUAAACCAGGCGGCUACGUGGUCAACGUUUUCCGAGAGGAGGCUCAGAGAGUGCCGUGGUACGAGGAGGGUCUGGUCCCCUUCAUGAAGCAGCUGGAGAAGGACGGAGUGUGGAAGGAGCUCGUGAGAGAGAUUUUCCCAAACUUCCUACCGGGGCUCGACGGCAUCACGCUGGUGCACGAAGUCUUGUAAAAUGACAUUCAUCAUCAUCCGGUGCCUUGCCGACUGGCAUGGGCGAUCAUGGACCUCCUUUCACUCUGCCAUUACGAAGAACUAAAGGAAAAACAUCAAACAAAACAAUACCUACACACUGAAUGAGUCAGUUAGCCUAAACGGACAGAAAGUGGGAUACUUACAUUAUUAAGAAAAUGUUUUAAAUGUUACAGCCUACUUAUAAAUUGUUAGUUGGUUGAGUUUUUAAAACCUAUCCUUACACCACUCCUAUGACGUGAAACAUGUGAUAAUGUGGUAAACUCACAUAAAUGUUAUAUUAUACACAUCAUUUAGUUUUGAAAACCUGACAAAAACAAAAUAAAGGAAAGACAUUUUAACUGAAACAAUUGAGACCAAAUUGAUAAAAAGUGGAAUCUGAGUGUCAACAAUUAUUUUACUGUGUAUCCUUAAUCACCGUUAUUUAAAAAAACAACGACCCCCACACGUUUCAAAUGGAUAGAAAGUUAAUUCUAGAUUUCAAUAAAUUUUUCUUUUCCUCUUGGUUAUUGGUGGUAAUUUUUUAAUACCGAUUCUUAACCAGAUCUUACCAAGUAGAAAUGUGAUCAUGCAAUAAUGUGAUAUUCCCUUGAAGUUAUUAAUUACAACACAUUUUGUUUUGAAAAUUGAACAAAAACCAAACGAACGCAAAACAGUUUAGCUGAGCCAAUUGUGUCCAAAGAGAUAGAAAAUGAAAUUAACAUACUAAUUAAUAUUGCGUUUUUUAUCGUUAAUGCUCGGCAUAUAAAAAAGAAAACCUCGAUUCCUACCCCAUCUCUACCAUGUGAAAAACAUGAUAAUCUGAUCAUCCUAGGAAAAUAAACACAUGUAUACAUAU